ACAUUUAUCGUCAGAUGCUGAUGUUAUGGUCUUAAUAUUUUCUUCACAUAUUAGCUCUUUGGUCGAUAUUCAGAGUCGUUGCUUAUUUUUAAGACCGUCUUAAGUGCAUUUGCUAUCCCUGUCUAUCCCAUCCUUCCAGUCUCUGUUUCAUAUACCUCAAAUGAAUUUGGGGUUGCUCGUGGCGCCAUCUAGCGUUCACGACUGCGAAGCCUGUGUGCAAGCCCGAGCUCGAUCAUCAGUUUCCGUGACUGUUGCAGACUUGUUUGGACUUGUGCUUGUUGUGACUGUUGUUGGUCGUCGGCACGUCCGAAUCGAAUCGUACGAGAUGGGGAAAGGAUUCAAUAAUUACAUGUGCAAAAAGUUUUUCCAUCCGGCUUCUCGCGACAAUUUGAAACGAGUAUGGAUGGCCGAACAGCAAGCGGAGGCUUAUAAGAAGAAGCAAGAAGAAUUACGCGUACAGUACGAGAAGGAACAAGAUCUGCACAAUAACAAAGCUUUGUUGAGUAAAGAGAGCAAGGACAAGCUCAGCGUGAAUUUUAUGUACGAACCACCACCUGGCGCGAAGAAAGAAAGAGAAAAAGAGGACAAUGAACCAGAAUAUAAAUUCGAAUGGCAACGCAAGUAUAAUGCACCGAGAGAAAGUUACUGUAAAGGAGAUAGCGAGAUAAGAGAUCAGCCGUUUGGUAUCCAAGUGCGUAAUGUCCGAUGCAUCAAAUGUCAUAAAUGGGGCCAUAUAAAUACAGAUAAGGAAUGUCCCUUGUACAGUCAAGCUAUGAGCGUGGUACUCGCGAAUGGUUCGCAGACCCCUUGUACGCCGGAUGCUUUAACGCUGGUUCGACAGAUGAGAGAAGACGGAUUGGCUCUUAAAAAAUCCGCGCUCAGUGCUCAACAGCAUCUCAGAGUUCCAGAGCACGAACAUCUCAUGGUAUCCGAUGACGAGGAACAAUCUGAAAUGAAGUACUUAAAAGCUCUCUCUAAACGGGAUAAGGUGAAAUUGUUGAAGAAACUGGAACGACUCGAGAGAAGGGCCAAAAAGAUGACGACGAAGAAGAAGAAGGAGAAGAAGAAACUGAAAAAGAAGCGAGUUCAACAUAAGAGGAAUGAUGGUGCUCUCAGCGAUGAUAGUUGCAGUAUUAGUAGCGGUAGCAGCAGCAGCAGCAGCAGCAGCAGCAGCAGCAGUAGUAGUAGUAGCAGCAGCAGCAGCAGCAGUAGUAGCAGCAGUGGCAGUGACAGCGACAGCGAUACUAGCAGCGAUGAUUCGAGUCCUAGCGGACAUCGUAGAAGGAUAAACGGCGUUGAUAAAGUUUCGAGUAAUGCCUCGUGCAAAUCGAGAUCUGAUAAAAGGCGACGGAAAGGAGAGAAACCGUGUUCCGACUCGAAGCAUGAUUUUACGUAUCGUCGUCCAAGGAUGAACAAGACAAAGACCGAUUAUGAAAAGACAGAAAGUGCGUUUAAAAGUAAAUCGAAAGGCCAGAGACCUCAUCGCGAAGAUAGAGAAACGCGGAAUAGAGUCAAAGGUUCGGACUGCCACGCAAAGAGAAAACGAUCCGCGGCAUACGACGAGGAUAAAGUUGAUAGUCGUCGAUACGGAAAGAAAUCGAAAAGAUGAACGCGAGAAAAAUACAAAUCUGUCGCUUCGUUGCGGGACGAAUGUGGUUCGCGACUAGCGAUUUCGAAGAAACGAAAGAUACGUAUAUCUUAUCUUCCAGGAUAUCUGUUUCUUGUUUGUAAAAUUUCGCUGUUACGAUUAUUCGAAUCUAAUGUUAAUUAUUAUGAUGUGUACUACACGUGCGCGUUUCAUGCUCGUUGAACUGUCGGCGCAUGCAUCAAUUGUGCACGAUGAGGGACUACGGCCAGCCAGGGCAGUUUGAGUUAGCCCCUGUCUGUACGCCUGUCGUAAAAAUAAUGAUGUGAUGCGAUGAAAUCGAGUUGACGUUUCUCGAAUUCGAAUCGAAUCAUGACUAAUCGCGUGUAUUUAUCGUCGUUCUUUUGGCACAUUAUACGAGAAACACGUGUAAAUAAAAUGAAUGAGACUACAAUGAAAAUCCUGUUAUAAAUUUUUUCGUAUAUUUCGAUGUAUCGUCGUUUGAUUUUCGAGUCUCUUCUUUUGUCUAAGAGCAAAA
Molecule: messenger RNA, 2123 nt
Organism: Ceratina calcarata
Lineage: Eukaryota; Metazoa; Arthropoda; Insecta; Hymenoptera; Apidae
Product: corepressor interacting with RBPJ 1
Exons: 7
Coding region: 161-1609 (482 amino acids)
Biological process (GO): negative regulation of DNA-templated transcription
Cellular component (GO): nucleus
Molecular function (GO): transcription corepressor activity
Source: RefSeq, a predicted model, not a curated record